Messenger RNA from Cephus cinctus (wheat stem sawfly), 2717 nucleotides. It is a transcript of the gene Psq, whose product is annotated as protein bric-a-brac 1. The record is from RefSeq and is a predicted model, not a curated record. Gene Ontology annotation, cellular component: nucleus. The transcript has 9 exons. NCBI's taxonomy places the organism in Eukaryota, Metazoa, Arthropoda, Insecta, Hymenoptera, Cephidae. Gene Ontology annotation, biological process: regulation of transcription by RNA polymerase II. The coding region runs from base 426 to 2243 and encodes 605 amino acids. Gene Ontology annotation, molecular function: DNA binding; protein binding.
GUCCACAACAAAAUCGCUUAAUCGCUUUGCGCCACCGUCCGCAACGCAACGGAACGCAACGCAAGCAACGGGCCGCCCGCCGCCAUCACGGUGCCCCCGUGUUUCGCUACGCUACUUCGUGCCGCGACGUUUUCACGAUCAAACGGUGAGUGACAGCUGCCGAACGGCGGCGCAGAUCGCGGUUUAUGUAACGACUGACAAUUGACAGUGUGUCAACGCGCUUCUACGUGCUUGUAAACAUCGAACUUGCGGACACGAACCUUUCGGUGCCUUGGCAACUCUUACGGCGCGUAGUGGACACAUAGUGUUUUGAUUUGUGGGUCAGGUCAUGGUAAGGUACGCGAAAUAACGACGAUUAUCAACAGUAUCCUUGACUGUCAUCGAGGAAUACGCCUUUCCUUUCCCUAUUCCUUUCUCGCGGAGGCAUGGCCGGGCAGCAUUACUGCCUGCGCUGGAACAACUACCAGUCGAAUAUGACGUCCGUCUUUCAUCAGCUCCUACAGACAGAGGCCUUCGUAGACGUGACCCUAGCCUGUAACGAAGCAUCGUUAAAAGCGCACAAGGUCGUCUUGUCAGCAUGCAGUUCCUAUUUUCAAAAGUUAUUGCUCUCCAAUCCCUGCAAACAUCCGACGAUCAUCAUGCCGCAGGACGUGUGCUUCAAUGAUCUCAAGUUCAUCAUCGAAUUUGUCUACAGAGGAGAGAUCGACGUGUCCCAGGCAGAGCUUCAGUCCCUGCUCAAGACAGCCGACCAGCUGAAGAUCAAGGGGCUCUGCGAAGUGCCAGAGAGCAAGGACGGUCCACCAUCGGUCAGUCUGAGCUCACCAGGUAUAGAGCCAGGCACACCGCGGCUCAACUACACCAAACUGAAGAGGCACCAUCCCAGGUACAAGAGACCCAGGUUCGAGCCCCGAACCGACUCCAGGCACUACGAGCAGUAUAAAGAGGAAGAGGCCACCGAGGCCUUCGGUCGUGACGAUAAGGAGAAUCACAGAGGCUGGCAGACCGAGGAUGAGGAGUGCGCGGAGGCCGCAGUAGUCCUGGAGUCCUGCCAACGUGACAACAACAACGGUAACAGUACAAAUAACAAUAACGGUGACAUGUUUUGUCACACAGGGUUAGGUCACUACGGUCAUCAUCCGGACCCGGGAGAGGUCGAUCUGCCCCCUGAGACUCAGCCCACACCCCCCAGCGCUACUUUAGUUGGCACCACGAUCACCCACCUGAGAGAUCCCGAUCAUCACUCGACAGAUAUCCAGAAUUGCGACAGUGUCAAGAUCAAGUUCGAGACUUUGCACACGAUGGAUUCCUCGGAUACGAUCGAUAUCGAUAGCCACAUGUCGGACAGGGCGAGUGUGAGUUCGAAGAACGCUGUGGAUAACGAUAAUAUGAUGAUGAUCACGCCAGAAUUAUUGGGCCUCAUGCCGUCGGGAAGUUCGGUACAUUCGGAUUCCGGUGAGACUAAUGCGAGGGGGCACUCGGGUCAGUCUGGCUCGCAUCAUCAUGGUUCCAAGUCUUGGACGCAGGAGGACAUGGACGCGGCAUUGGAGGCCCUUAGGAAUCACGAUAUGAGUCUUACAAAAGCAUCAGCAACAUUCGGUAUACCAUCUACGACCUUGUGGCAGCGUGCUCAUCGUCUUGGGAUUGAUACUCCAAAAAAGGAUGGGCCUACCAAAUCUUGGAGCGACGAGAGUCUGAACAACGCGCUGGAGGCACUCAGGACCGGUACCAUCUCGGCUAACAAGGCUUCAAAGGCCUUUGGCAUUCCCUCGAGCACCCUGUACAAAAUUGCUAGGAGAGAGGGGAUCAGAUUAGCUGCUCCCUUCAACGCGAGCCCCACUACUUGGUCUCCUGCCGACCUGGACAGAGCCCUCGAGGCAAUAAGGUCCGGUCAGACGUCGGUGCAAAGAGCUUCGACCGAAUUUGGAAUUCCUACAGGAACUCUCUACGGGAGAUGCAAGAGGGAAGGCAUCGAGCUCAGCAGAAGCAAUCCGACGCCUUGGAGCGAAGACGCCAUGACGGAGGCUCUGGAAGCUGUUCGACUGGGUCACAUGAGCAUCAACCAAGCAGCCAUUCACUAUAAUUUACCAUAUUCGUCCCUUUAUGGACGAUUCAAGAGAGGGAAGUACGAGGAACCUGUUGUCAGUGAAAUGUCUCAAGAUGGCGGCAGCCCUCACUAUCAUCAGAGUCCUAAUCAGAAUCACUCCACUUCUCUUCCCGAUCAAAUGCCCUAUCAGGGCAGCUGAAACUUACCCCUGUAUUAGAGCACUAGAUUAGCUUUUAACUAAACAAAAUUCCGACGACCAGUUUUUAAGUCGCGUGGCUCGGUUAUCCACGUCAGUCGUUUGGCGAUUGAUCUAGCGGCGGUGACGACAACUGCGCCGAAUAAUUAAUUUGACAGUUCUAUUUUACCAGGAUAUUCGAGAGAGACUGGCUCCCGUAGUUUUCUAUUUCCUGCGUGUAGAAGGAAACACGACGCGGUUGGAUGACAAUUUCAUUGAACCCUAUACAGUAUUAAACUGAUGGCGAAUCGCCGUAAACAGAGAUAUUAUACGAAACGCAAUGUUUUUCGCGUCGUCGGACAAUUUUGGAGGUAUGUAGGAUAAGUCUAUGUGUAAAGGAAUUAUUUAUAAAAAAAAAAAUAAAAGAUGAAAAAAGGAAAAAUGUUGUACAGUCGGGGACGAUUUUCUCGUGAAAAUUCGUAUUUUAAAGUGAAGCUG